This is a messenger RNA of Ceutorhynchus assimilis (cabbage seed weevil), 1347 nucleotides long. The record is from the annotation of a GenBank genome assembly. Lineage: Eukaryota; Metazoa; Arthropoda; Insecta; Coleoptera; Curculionidae.
CGAUUACGGAUUACUAUAGGCGAUUUUCAGCCUGGAAUGAUUAUUAAUCGGAACGACAAUUGACAACGUCGACAAUGACAAUCGUUCUUAUUUCAGGAUUGUCAAUUAAUUAAUAAUUUCGCUCGUUCUUCGUUCUGUCCAUGUCUAUGUAUAUUUCUCUCCAAAUCUCCAAUUGAAGUCAACAAGAAAUAAUUAUAAAUAUUUUGAAAAUAGGUGUUAAUCAAUCCAAAAAAAUAAAACAUGAAAUAGUGUUAUAAUGGGCUACGAAGUGACUCGGUUCCAAGGCGAAGUGGACGAUGAACUAAUUUGUCCCAUUUGCUCUGCUGUUUUUGAGGACCCCAUACAGGCUCAUGAAUGUGAGCAUAUAUUCUGCAACUCUUGCAUUACCCGGUGGAUUUCUGAGCAACCAACUUGCCCAGUGGACAGGAAGCCUUUAACUGCUUCUCUGUUAACUCCAGUGCCUAGGAUCUUAAGAAAUUUACUCGCAAAACUUACGAUAAGUUGCGAUAACGCUGAAUAUGGCUGCUCACGCACUUUAGGCCUGGAGACCUUGACUGCUCACUUAAAAGAAUGCCUCCACAACCCCAAAAGACCUGUUGUAUGCGACCAGGGCUGUGGCCUUAUAGUCCCAAAGGAUGAACUCAAAGACCAUAAUUGUAUAAGAGAAUUGCGUACUCUGAUUACCAAACAACAACAGCAAAUGGAUGGGUAUCAGCAUGAGGUUCACGAAUUGCAUUUUUUUAUUAUGGAGCAACGACGAGAUAUGCAAGUGUUGAAAGACUUUCUUAGGUCUCUAAAAAUGUCUCACCCUUCGGUGAGGGCAAUGGCUGAAGCCAUGGAAAGGGACCAACAAGAGAGAGAAGUUUUACGUUGGAGUAAUUCACUGCAAAGGGCGCGAGUUACACGAUGGGGUGGCAUGAUAUCUACCCCCGAUGAAGCGCUGCAACGAAUGAUUAAAAGGACUUUGACGGAAAUCGGGUGCCCAGAUUACAUUUUGGAGGAUUUAAUGGGGAACUGUCACGAGUGUCGAUGGCCUCCUGGAUUGAGCACAUUGGAAACGCGCCAGAGUAACAGAAGACAGUAUGAGAAUUAUGUUUGUAAACGAGUGCCAGGUAAGCAGGCCGUCUUGGUACUACAAUGCGACAAUCCACACAUGAAUGACGAUCUGAUGAACGUACCGGGACUGGUAAUGAUUUUUGCCCACGGAGUCGAAUAGAUCCUUUUUUCUGCUACAUUCCUUUCCCCAAGUAUUUAAAUAAUUUAGAAUUGUGUGCUAUUUAAAAAAUAAUGAGGAUCUCUGUUUUUACUUUUGCUGAAUUAUAAUUCAUUAUUAUUAAAUUGUGUAAC